This is a messenger RNA of Bicyclus anynana (squinting bush brown), 5385 nucleotides long. RefSeq names its product thrombospondin type-1 domain-containing protein 4. Gene Ontology annotation, molecular function: metalloendopeptidase activity. Gene Ontology annotation, biological process: extracellular matrix organization. Bases 420 to 2879 code for a protein of 819 amino acids. The transcript has 17 exons. Lineage: Eukaryota; Metazoa; Arthropoda; Insecta; Lepidoptera; Nymphalidae. The record is from RefSeq and is a predicted model, not a curated record. Gene Ontology annotation, cellular component: extracellular matrix.
CCCGCGCCGAAGAACGGACGUGUUGAUCCGUUCACCGUUCAUUCAGCCACGCGGUCUCGCAGUUACUAACAAAAAGCUUCAGCAAAAAACUAAGCCGAACUAUAACCAUUGUAAGAACUUCCGCAUUUCAAGUUUAGUGAAUGAAAAAUGAGUGAAUGAUUUUCAGUGAACCGUGAUUUUGAGGUCAGUAUGUGAUUUAGUUACGAAAAUUGGCUACGAGAGUGGGUCUUCAGAAAAUGAGCUAAUAGCCAGAAAAAACGCCAAUAGCAAAACAAAAUGAACAACGACGGUGUCACGUGAUGAAGCCACUAAAACAUCAAUAGAAAUAGAUUAAGAAACAGUGUUAGUGACUAAAGUGCUAUUAACUGACAAUUGUCUCAUAAAUAUUAAGUUACAGUGAGUGUAAGUUAACUACAACCAUGGAGUAUCAGAGACGUCUUUUGCUCUACAUAUCUAUAUUCCUCACGCUGUGUCUGAAGCCGCUAACAUACGCCCAAACGAGUACUGAAGUUGGACUGCAACAACCACAACUGACGCAACCGACGCAACCGACGCGAACGAACGCAACGACGUACGCGUGGAGUUCCUGGGGCGUGUGGAGUGCGUGCUCGCGUACUUGCGGCGGCGGCGUCUCUGUGCAGGAGAGGCAUUGUCUACCGAGAGAUACCACUAGAUGGAGACGCAGCAGAAAGAGAAGAAAGCUCGCUCGUAGCGCAGACCGGAUAAGACGCGCGCGUAACGCCGGCGUAGUCAGCGCGCCGGACUGCGUCGGCCUCACUCGCCGUUACCACGAGUGUAAUAUCGAGCCGUGUCCGGGUCCGGUCCGGGACCCGAGAGCGGAGCAGUGCGCGGUGUACGACCGCAGGCCCUUCCGAGGGAGGUUCUACACGUGGGCGCCCUACGUUGAUGGGAACGCGCCGUGUAUCCUGAACUGCCGACCGCGUGGGCAGCAGUUCUAUGCAUCACUAGCUCUAGUAGCUGACGGGACUUCAUGCACCAAGCCGGGCUUCAGAGCUAUAUGCGUGCAGGGCUCCUGUAAGGUAGUGGGUCGUGAAGAUGUCCUGGCAUCGACUGCGACGCGUGACGUUCACUGCGGCCGGCGCCUGGUGUCUGGGCUGUUCUCCCGGCCUCGCCUGCCGCUGGGCUACUCGUACGUGACGACCGUGCCGCGUGGAGCCUGCAGACUCAACGUCUCGGAAAUUGUCGCCAGCGAGAAUUACAUCGCACUGCGAGUCUCCAAUGGAUCAUACAUUGUGAACGGCGAGUUCGCAGUGAGCGCCCCCGGCACUUACGAGGCAGCUGGCGCACGAUUUAUAUACUCCCGAUCUGCCAGCCUCGACAAUAUAUUUGCGAUGGGACCCAUACACCAUCCUAUCGAUAUCAUGGUCCUCUAUACGCAACCGAGUCCGAACAUAAAAUACGAAUACCUCACUGACACAUUGCCAGAUGAAACCAGCAACGACAUUCCUACCGCAAGCAGCUUACCACAUCACCAACUACAAAGACAUCAUCGUCAUCACAACGCCGAAUCUCAUACAAGAGCUUUAGAUAAAUCCGGACCAUCGUUGUCAAAUACAGUGGAAUCUAAUUCAGUUGAAAAUCAGUAUCAAAGCAACGUGAUCGGUGAUCGAAAGUUCAUGUGGAAAAUUUUAUCUUACACACAAUGUACAAGGACAUGUGGAGGUGGACUUCAAAUCGGGAAGUUCAAAUGUGUUGAAAUUGGUGAGAAGGAUGACCGGGAGAUUUCUCCAGCCCAUUGCACGGGUUCUCCACCGCCUUCACGCCGCCGAAGAUGUGGUGUAACUCCCUGUCCUCCGCGAUGGAGGGCAGCUGCUUGGGGACCCUGUCCUGUCUGUGGACCUGCACAUCGGACUAGAAUCGUUGGAUGUGUGCAGGAUCAUGCUCGAGGAAUUACGAAGAUAAGCGAUCAAAAAUGUCCUUUACCAAUGCCGAUAAGUAAAGAAGUAUGCAAUGUCCCUAACUGCGACGGUACACCCAACACAGGGAAUGCGCCACGAGUCGACGCCAGACGUCAAGUGCGACCGAACGACCACGUCGAUACGUUCCGUGAUGGACCAGUUGUAUCGCUAGUUUCUAACGUAACGGAUAACGAAAUUAGCUCUAUGCAAGAUACCAAAUUUAGCUUCAGCGCUGUUGGAGGAUGGCUAUACACUGAGUGGUCAGAGUGUGUAGGCUGGUGUGUAGGCGGAGGAGUGCAAUCUCGCGGCGUGCGCUGCGCCGACCCCAAUGGAUGUGGAGCGAGUCGAGCUCCUCACUCUUCGCAGACUUGUUCGCCGAGGAAGCAGUGUGAUGCACAGUGGUUUACCGGUGAUUGGUCUCCAUGUACUAGUACAUGUGGCGGGCGUCAGAUCCGCGGAGUCAUCUGCAUCGGAAGCAAUGGAAGGAGGUUGAGAGAUGCCUCCUGCAGAGCGUCUAAACCUGAGACUGAGAGAUCGUGUGGUGGUGCCUGCGCUACGUCUUGGUACCUCAGUGACUGGGGAGAGUGCACCGGUCCGUGCGAGGCGGCUAUACAGACGCGCACGGUGUGGUGCGCGCGCGGCGGCGCAGAGGGCGCCAGCGGGGCGGCGCGGGACGCGGAGUGCGCCGGGGUGCGCCCGCCCGCCCGCCGCUCGUGCGUGCCCGCUCGCUGCUCCACGCGCCCCGCGGUCAAACCGGCCAUCAUCACCGCUGUGCCGUCAGAUCCCCAACAGCGAGUAACGAGACACCAAAGCCAAACACAAAACGUCAAGCAGCGUUCGUUUAGUACUAACGGUGCUUGCGUGGACAAGCUAAGCAACUGCGCGCUAGCAGUGCAAGCGCGGCUGUGCCACUACCACUACUACGGCGACAACUGCUGCCACUCUUGCCAUGGACGGUAGACGCCAUACAGGUACAUACCGUUGAGGGAUUCGGAAGAAGUUGACUCAUAGUAUUUUGAUACAGAUGGACACACAUUUAUUACCUACAUACAUGCUAAUACACAACUUAUUAAUGAAUACUAAACAACACGAGUCGACGAAUAUUUUUGUUAUAAAGUAUAAACUGAAAUCUUACAUGCACUUUGUAAUAAUUAUGGGCAAAUUAAAAAAAAACUUCUCUGAUUAAUAUUUCUAACUACUACUGUAAAAAAUAAAUUGACUUCAAUACAUUAAUAUUUUACAUGCAAUGUUGAUAUACAUAUAAAAACACUGAAAAUUUUGUAAAAAAUAUCUGCUCCUUCGCUUGCAGGGCUUUUGAAUGCUCAAGCAACCAGUGGUUAGGGCUCCAGAAUGAGGAACCUCUUCACAAUACAUGCCGUCUCAAGGGUUACUGCUUUCUGUAUGCGAACUUUAACCCAACAGUUAGGCGAAAGUUUCGGCUUAAUUCGAUUUAUUAUAUUAGUAAAUAUUUAUUAUUGUGUGCAUUUUUGUUUUUGUGUCUCAUCUCAACAAGAUAGUUUGUCGAAUAAUGUUGUUCAUUUGUAUCUUUUAAGUUAGGAAUAGUUUUGUGAUCUCCAGUUUAUAGAGUUUCUGAAGUAAUGUGAUUCGUUUGCCUUUCGUAAUAUACAUUUGGACAACACAAUUUAGAAGAAAACCGAAGCACCACGAAAGGCAAAAUAUUAGAUACGGAUUUAAAUAAGACACAUUUGGAUAACACAAUUUAGAAGAAAACCGAAGCACCACGAAAGGCAAAAUUUAAAUAAGAAUUUUCCAUGAAAUAUCUAUAGUGAAUGAUGCAAAAUUUUUAAUAUUAUCGACGCACAUAAUUAUAUAUUUCCUGCACAAUAGCUUCUCUGUUGAAUCACUGAAUUUGAAAUAAAUAUUAACUUUAGAGAUUCUACGAAAAAUUGUAUUAUAAGUUAGUUAACCAUUGAAAAUGUUCUAUAGUUUUAGUCAUUAAAUGUAGGCUAUGUUUUUAGAUUAUGGUUUUAUAGUAUUCCUUGAUAAUAUGAUAGUAACAAAGAACAAUAUGUUUCUAUUUGUAGCUUUUAGAUACAAUGACACUGUGUUCAUUAUUUAUUGAUUCAGUUUGUGUAAACAAAGAAUUUGUCCUUAAAGGCAGUGCCACAUUACGAGAUGAUAAAUCAAGGAGUGACAUUGAAUCGUUAAUUAAAUCACGAAUGCGUAGCAUUUCGAUCACGGAGUGUGCCUAUUCGUUAAUUUAAUUGUGAUUCGAAUUUUGAUUUUUGAUUUAUUGUUAGUAGGUACUCGAAGGUAUAUACGUGUCUUCUUUUUACUAGCUGCUUUUUAUUUUUCCUGAUAAAUCUUGAAAGUUAAAUUUGAAACAUUCUCCCUUAACUAACUUAAAUUUGAAAUUUUGUAUGCUGGUUAAAUUCUGGUGAAACAUAAAAAUAACUUAAAAUAGCAGCUAUUCCAUGAGGAUUUCCUACAAAAUGACGCCGUCUCCGCAAUUUUUAAUACGGGUAUGAAGCUUAGCAUUCAGAACAUUUUUAUAAAUUCUUGUUUUAAAAUUUAAUUUUUUGUAUUAAUUUAUUACUUGCAGUAAAAUGUUUUAGCAGAAUAAUGAUUUUUAAUAAAUAUAACAAUCAGUUCAGUCAGGUUAAAAUGCGAAGAUAUUUUCCAAAAACUAGGUUGAGAAAAUCUAAACUCAGGUCUAACCCACAUCCAACUCAAUAUCAUAAAUGAGGUUGAGUUAAAAUUUGGGUGGCUUAUUCUCAGUUUAAUAAUACCUUCGUCAAAAGUGAUACCUUCAGAUUACUGACAUACAAUAUUAAAUUUACCUAACCUAAAUGUUUUGAUUAACAAUACCUACUAUGUAAUUAGUUUAUGAAUUUAGCCUUACUUGGAAAAACAUUUGUUGCCUAGUAAAGAACCCACGUAUUUAAGACAUUUCUUAACUCUCUGGUGGGCCCUAAAUAGGUAUCCAACCCCCAGAGGGAGAAAUGUGGAUAAAUAAGGCUUCUUUUUACAAAAAUAAAUAUUUCUGUUUCCAUUUUCAAGUAUUAUCGCUUGCAUAACUAUUUAUAAAUUAAGUGUAACUUUAAUUGUGACAAUUAAGUGUGACUUUAAUUGUGACAAUUAAGUGUGACUUUAAUUUUGACAAUUAAGUGUGACUUUAAUUGUGACAAUUAAGUGUGACUUUAAUUGUGACAAUUAAGUGUGACUUUAAUUGUGACAAUUAAGUGUGACUUUAAUUGUGAUUUUAAUUGUGACACUGCUUUAAGAGACAAUUUUCGUGUAAAUAUUUUAUUUUAAUAUGUAUAGCGCAUUUAUUUACCGGCUGUAAGUAUUUAUGUAUUAGGUAACAAGUACAAUAAAAUAAUUUAAACCGUACCAUCACAAUUAUUAUGUUAAAAAUUGGUUUCUACUAAUGUAACAGCAAAAUACUGUCUGUACUAAUAAAGCGUGUAACAACGUACAAAAAUAAUAAGCUUUAAACACCAAA